AUGGCAAUAAAUUUAUUUUAAUCCUCUAAUACUAAUAACAUAUUCAACCCAUUCACUAAUAACUCUAAUCCUUUUCCAACAUAAAAUAAGUAUAAAUAUGAAUAUCAUCUAUAGCUUUAAUCCAACAGUCCCAGGUUCUUACAGAGGAACUUUCAAAUCCCAAAGAAUUACAUAUGGAUUAUUGGAUGUUGAUGAUUAGAAUACAAAUUUAUAUACAACUAACAUAUUUAUGUAACAAGAAUAUAAAGGAAUUGUAUAGAAUUGAUAUUUAUAUAGAGUGCAUUUCAAAUUAGAUUAGAAGAUUAUUAUUUGAUUAGAUCACAAUAAAUAUAGGACCAUCAUAAAUCAUAAUUAGAAGUAGCUGUGAGGAAAAAUAAUUUUAAUUCUAAAUUGAUAAGAUUCACAAAUUAACAAAGUUUUUAUUACUUAUUACAAUAGAUCUAAAACCGCCAUAAUUUCAAGAUUAAUAUGAUAUAUUCAAAAGAUAAAACAAUCCAUUUAGCCAAUCUAAUGAUCUCUUUAGAUAAUCCAAUGGUAAUUAAAAUAUAUUCAACAAUCCAUCUAAUAAUAAUAGAACAAACAUUUUCCCCAAUAAUUCAAAUGAUUUAUUCAAUAAAAAUAAUAAUAAUCCAUAGAAUAUAUUUAAUGCUCCUCCAGCUAAUAAUUUAUUUAAUACUAAUAACAAUUCAACAGCAAAUUUAUUUCAAUAAUAAACUAAUAAUUCAAAUAACAUCUUUUAAUAAAAUAAUAGAACUUUUAAUUCAGGAAAUAAUAAUAAUAAUAAUAAUAAUAAUAAUAAUAUUUUUAAUUAAUCUACUAAUAUUUUUAAUUAAUAACCCAACAAUACUAAUAUCUUUAAUAGUUAAAAUCUCUUUUCCAAUAAUAAUAAUCUUUUUAAUUCCAAUAAUAUAUUUAAUCAACCUCAAUAAAAUAUUUUUAAUUAACCUAUUAUGUUUUAGUAUCCUAAUAAUAGCAAUAUUGUUUAACCUAUAUUAUAACCAUCUUUAUUAGGAUCAUUAGAUUAUUUGAAAAUUUAAGAGAAUUAAUUUAAAGAUUUUACAUAAUAAGUUGAUUCUUAAAUAGUGAUGUUUGAAUAAUAGAAGUAAUUGAGUUUAGAAGAAUAUGAUUCUAUGUUAAGAGACAGUUCUAAAAUGAAUUUCGAUUAUAGAUUGUAAAAUUAAUAUACUCAAAGUAUGAAAUCUACAAAAUCUAAUAAAUUCUAAAAUCAGAAAUCUAUCAGUUAAAAUAAUAAAACUUAAAGUAUUCGUUAAGAUAAAAAAACAUCUUCUACAUAUUAAGCACAUAGUUUGAAUACAGAAACUAAAAGUAUUUUUAAUAGAGAAGAUAGAAAACCCAUAUCAAAAUUUUAAGAUAAUUGUCAAUAUACUGAUUCUAAAAGUGAAUUUAAAAGUUUUGUUUAAAGAGAUGAUAGAAAAUCAUAAUAAAUGUAUUGGGUUGAUAUAGAAAUUAAAUUUUUAGAAAGUGAAAAGUUUUUAUCUAUUUACUAAGAAUUUUAAAAUAAAUGUAGAAUUUACAAUGUUAAAUAAUUUAUAGAAGAUCAUCUUGAAAAUAUUGAANCUUUUUCUUCAAAUACUUCUAUCUUUAUUUUAUCUGAUUCAUCAUCUUCCAAUUUAAAUUCUCCCACCAUCCUAUUAUAAGAACCUGAUAAAUGCAUAGAAAUCACUUAAACAGGUAUCUUUUAUGAUAAAAUGAGUUCUGUACUCUUACUAUUCAAUUCUAUUGCAUCAUUAUUUAUUAUUGUAAUUCUACCUUUACAUGGAAUACUAAUGCAUUUUAAAUUUAUCUCAUCAGAUUUGAUCGUAAAUAAUGCAGUCUCAUAAAAUUCAUUCAACUUAAACUCUUCAUCUUUACUUUUUAAUUAGAUCUCACCCAAAUCACUUUUCUUCUCAUCCUAUUAUGGUCUAACAUAUAGAAUUAUAUAAUCCUUAUCCUACUUUUCAGGUAAUUCCACUUAUAUUGAUUUACCUUAUUUUAAAUCAAAUAAGAAAUCUUUCUGCUUUUUUGACAAAACUUAGAUUACAACUAAUAACAUAACACAAAUCCGAACCAUCAUUAAUUUUAUAUUUAAUUAUUGUAUAAAUUCAAAAUUAUUCACAACAUCAUCAAUUUGUUACAUAAAAUUAUCUAUAAAUGAUAUCUUCUCAUUAUAUAAACCAUUCUUUCAAUACUAAUUAUUUCCAAACUCUAUCCUCAUUAUAAUAUUUAAUAAUAUGGCAAUAAAUUUAUUUUAAUCCUCUAAUACUAAUAACAUAUUCAACCCAUUCACUAAUAACUCUAAUCCUUUUCCAACAUAAAAUAAGUAUAAAUAUGAAUAUCAUCUAUAGCUUUAAUCCAACAGUCCCAGGUUCUUACAGAGGAACUUUCAAAUCCCAAAGAAUUACAUAUGGAUUAUUGGAUGUUGAUGAUUAGAAUACAAAUUUAUAUACAACUAACAUAUUUAUGUAACAAGAAUAUAAAGGAAUUGUAUAGAAUUGAUAUUUAUAUAGAGUGCAUUUCAAAUUAGAUUAGAAGAUUAUUAUUUGAUUAGAUCACAAUAAAUAUAGGACCAUCAUAAAUCAUAAUUAGAAGUAGCUGUGAGGAAAAAUAAUUUUAAUUCUAAAUUGAUAAGAUUCACAAAUUAACAAAGUUUUUAUUACUUAUUACAAUAGAUCUAAAACCGCCAUAAUUUCAAGAUUAAUAUGAUAUAUUCAAAAGAUAAAACAAUCCAUUUAGCCAAUCUAAUGAUCUCUUUAGAUAAUCCAAUGGUAAUUAAAAUAUAUUCAACAAUCCAUCUAAUAAUAAUAGAACAAACAUUUUCCCCAAUAAUUCAAAUGAUUUAUUCAAUAAAAAUAAUAAUAAUCCAUAGAAUAUAUUUAAUGCUCCUCCAGCUAAUAAUUUAUUUAAUACUAAUAACAAUUCAACAGCAAAUUUAUUUCAAUAAUAAACUAAUAAUUCAAAUAACAUCUUUUAAUAAAAUAAUAGAACUUUUAAUUCAGGAAAUAAUAAUAAUAAUAAUAAUAAUAAUAAUAAUAUUUUUAAUUAAUCUACUAAUAUUUUUAAUUAAUAACCCAACAAUACUAAUAUCUUUAAUAGUUAAAAUCUCUUUUCCAAUAAUAAUAAUCUUUUUAAUUCCAAUAAUAUAUUUAAUCAACCUCAAUAAAAUAUUUUUAAUUAACCUAUUAUGUUUUAGUAUCCUAAUAAUAGCAAUAUUGUUUAACCUAUAUUAUAACCAUCUUUAUUAGGAUCAUUAGAUUAUUUGAAAAUUUAAGAGAAUUAAUUUAAAGAUUUUACAUAAUAAGUUGAUUCUUAAAUAGUGAUGUUUGAAUAAUAGAAGUAAUUGAGUUUAGAAGAAUAUGAUUCUAUGUUAAGAGACAGUUCUAAAAUGAAUUUCGAUUAUAGAUUGUAAAAUUAAUAUACUCAAAGUAUGAAAUCUACAAAAUCUAAUAAAUUCUAAAAUCAGAAAUCUAUCAGUUAAAAUAAUAAAACUUAAAGUAUUCGUUAAGAUAAAAAAACAUCUUCUACAUAUUAAGCACAUAGUUUGAAUACAGAAACUAAAAGUAUUUUUAAUAGAGAAGAUAGAAAACCCAUAUCAAAAUUUUAAGAUAAUUGUCAAUAUACUGAUUCUAAAAGUGAAUUUAAAAGUUUUGUUUAAAGAGAUGAUAGAAAAUCAUAAUAAAUGUAUUGGGUUGAUAUAGAAAUUAAAUUUUUAGAAAGUGAAAAGUUUUUAUCUAUUUACUAAGAAUUUUAAAAUAAAUGUAGAAUUUACAAUGUUAAAUAAUUUAUAGAAGAUCAUCUUGAAAAUAUUGAAAUUUUUGGUUCAUUAUCAUAAUAAUAUUUUAGCAAUUGUUUAAUUUAUAAUGAAAAUAAUCUCAUUAUUGAUAAUUCAAUCUCACUUUCCAAAUUAUCAGAACAUAGAUUAACAUUCCAUUAUUUUUAUGUCAAAUUACCUAAAUUAAUUAGAAAUGGAUAUUAAUCCAAUAUACAUGAAUUUCCUGAUCUUAAAUAAGUAUAAAACUUUAAAGUUUCCAAUUAAUUUGGUAAGAUUGUUUGGACUCAACCAAUUAAUAUAUAUUAUAUAGAUUUAGAUAAAGUUAUUGAUAUUUAAUAGGAAUCAAUUGAAGUUUAUGAUAAUACUAAAAUACAUCAAUUAUUAAAACCAGAUAUUGGUGUUAAGUUAAAUACUGAAAGUUUAAUUACAUUUAAAUUUUAAUUGAAAAAUCCUUAAAUAAAUGAAACCAAAUUUAAAAACAAUUUGAUAGUUUAAGCAUAAAAAUAAGGCUUAUAAUUUAUAUCAAUUGAUUUCUUAAAUUAGGAAUAUACUGUAAAAGCUUUUCAUUUUAGUGGAUAUCAUUUUAAUUCUGAUUAUUCUAAUACUGAUAAUCAAAAUUAUUAAGAUUAAUAAUAAUAGGCAGAAAUACAAACUAGUGGAGAUGGAGAUAUAUCUGAAUCAGAAGAAAAUGAUUCUUUGUCUUUAGAAAAUCAAAGUUAAUUUUCACUUUAAUUAAAAUAAUAAUUUGAUAUUAAUUAUUAGAAUUUGAGAAAUAAAGAGAAAUAAAUUAAUAAUCAAUCUUCAAAUGAAAUUAUAAAUAAAUUUAAUUAAAAACUAUCUCAAAAAAUAGUGAUUCCACUUAAUUUUGUUUAAUAACAUUAAUAAUUGCAAAUUGAUUAGAAAUUACUUCAACAUUACUUUGAUAAUUGUUAAAAUUCAAAUCAAAUAAAAAAUAGUUAAAAUAUAUCUAUUUUAUUACUUGAUAGUUUAUAUUAAUGUAUGAAUCCAAGUGAGGAAAUAAUAAGAUCAUUUUAAUUAUUUAAUAUAUUAUUUGGUAUUCCAACAAUAGAUAUUGUUCACUUUCUAUAAUUGCAAUCAAAUUAUUUGAUAUCAUUAAAAGAUGUUAUGAAUAUUCCAAAAAUAAAAAAUAUAAGAGGAUUACGUUUAAGUUUAUAUUUAGAAUAAUUUAAAAUAUAUUUUACAUAAGUAGAAUUUAGAGAAUAACAAAUAUCUUAAUAAUAAUAAAAUUUAAUUUAAAAUGUCUUUAUUAGUUUAAAUAUAAAACCUAAUACUUAUAAAAAGAUUAAAUUAAAUCAAAAUGAUUGGAUUGAUAGAUUUACAGAUUGGAGAAUUAAUAAAUCUUAACCAUAACCAUUAUAUGAAAUUUAAUGGUGGAAAGAAUUAUACAAUGAAUAAAAAAAUUAUUAGAUAGUGUCAUCAUAAUAUGCUGCAUUAAUAUACUAUUUACUUAAGAAAACUGAAUAACCACUCAAAGAAUAUUAAAAACUGUAUGAAUAUUUACAUAAUAAUCUUGAUACAUAUACAAUAAUUUUAUUAAAUAUCAUACUUAGUAAAUAAAAAAAAGUAUCAGAAUAAUUAAAAAUAAUUGGACGUGCUGUUAUUACAAAAUUAUUGAAAUCUUCAAUAUCUAAAUAAUUGAUAUUUAGUAUCCUAGAGACAUUUAGAGAUAAAGUGUUUUAGAAGGAAGAAAUGUUAAGAGUUUAGUAAAUACUAGGAAAAUUGGAAUAUUUUAAUAAUUUAAAUAGUAAGGAUGUUAAUGAUGUGGAUGUAUAAAUAGACAAAAAACAGUUUAUUUAAGCUGCAAAAAUCAUAAUAGAAAAAAAGUUGGAGAAUCAAUACUAUACUAUUUUAAAUGAAACUAUAUUGCCUUAUUUAAUUAUUUGUGAUUAUUAUAAUGAAAAUGAUUUAAGAGUGAUUAUUAAACAUAUAAUCAAAAAUAAUAAUUGUAAAGAAAAUGAUAUAAUAAUAAUAUGUUAGGUAUGAUUAUAUUUUAGUUUAGAUGUAUUUAAAAGAAAGAAAUAUAGAUGAGUCAUUAAUUAUGAAAUGGAUAACAAAAAAUGAAUAUCAAUAUCAUAUGAAAUAGAUCAUGUUAAAAGUAUGCACUGAUUAAUUUUGA
Molecule: messenger RNA, 5906 nt
Organism: Paramecium primaurelia
Lineage: Eukaryota; Ciliophora; Oligohymenophorea; Peniculida; Parameciidae
Source: the annotation of a GenBank genome assembly